Equus caballus (horse) is the source of this 3159-nucleotide messenger RNA. RefSeq names its product prepronociceptin (gene PNOC). Gene Ontology annotation, cellular component: neuronal cell body; dendrite; plasma membrane. NCBI's taxonomy places the organism in Eukaryota, Metazoa, Chordata, Mammalia, Perissodactyla, Equidae. Gene Ontology annotation, molecular function: opioid receptor binding. The record is from RefSeq and is a predicted model, not a curated record. Gene Ontology annotation, biological process: neuropeptide signaling pathway; sensory perception; chemical synaptic transmission.
CUCAGCUCUGGACUUCUCCGUGCCUGUGGCAGCCGGGUGUGAGCUCCCUCUCCUUCUGCCUGAUUCCUAUUCUUUACUCUUCAGGCAAAAAGGUUGCUCAAGGAGACUCCAGGGCUGGGGUCUGCCUCACCACUGUCACCAGGAGUCUUUUUUCUGACUGACUUGCCAGAGCUCCCCGUCAGUCCUCGGGUGCCUCUGGAAGCAAAGGGAAGCAGCUGUGGGAUCCUGGCUGAACGGAGCCCAGCAACUGGCUCCCGGCUCCUGCACCAUGAAAAUCCUGCUUUGUGACCUCCUGCUGCUCAGCCUCUUCUCCAGCGUGUCCAGCAGCUGCCAGAAGGACUGCCUGGCCUGCAGAGAGAAGCUCCACCCAGCUCUCGACAGCUUCAGCCUUGGGGUGUGCAUCCUUGAGUGUGAAGGGAAGGUCUUGGCCAGCCCUCUCUGGACUCCAUGCACCAAGGUCAUGGGCAGGGGCUCCAGGCAACUCAGCUCUGCUGAGUCAGAGCAUGUGGUGGCUGCUCUUUACCAGCCAAGAGCCUCCGAGAUGCAUCUGAAGAGAAUGCCUCGCAUCAGGAGCCUGUUCCAAGUGCAGAAAGGGACAGAGCCUGGCAUGGAUGAGGCUGGAGAGAUGGAGCAGAAGCAGCUGCAGAAGAGGUUCGGGGGAUUCACUGGGGCCCGGAAGUCUGCCCGGAAGUUGGCCAACCAGAAGCGGUUCAGUGAGUUCAUGAGGCAGUACCUGGUCCUGAGUAUGCAGUCCAGCCAGCGCCGGCGCACCCUGCACCAGAAUGGUGUCCGGGUGAUCCCCAAAACAGCAUGUCUCCAGCCCCAGACCUGCCAGCCGGGUACCAGGAUUCCCUCUUCCCCAAGGCACUGAGGCAGGCUUUGCCUCCAGGUCUCCACCCGCAGGGCGCAGAAGCUCCUGUCUGGUUGUCUUCCCCCCGCCCCCCGCCCAUGGCAUGUUUCACGACACCCCUGUUGCUACAUCAGAGUGUAUUUUUGUAAUUCCCCCAGCUAACAUUUAAACAGCCCCAUCAUUCCUUCUCACCUGCCUCUUCCCCCUUCUAGGGGUGGGUUAAAGGAACAGGAAACCAAGCCUGGGGUUUUGACUCGUCACUGCCAUAACUUGUUUGUAAAAGAGCUGUUCUUUUUGACUGAUUGUUUUAAACAGAUAUUUCUCCAUUAAACUUCUACUGAGCAAAUGGUUAAUAAAUUGGUUGGCUGUUUUCAGUGAAGUGAGGAGCACAGACUCCAAACACACCAUCAGAGCUGCCUCUCGGGAGGCACAGGCAAAAAGCACAUGGAUCUUCUUUAUAUAAAAUAAGACAGGGCAACACCCCACCUGCGCUGUGUCCCCAGAUCCAAGUCGGGGGGGAGUUGAUGUCCACAGCUGUGCGAAUGGACGGGUGGCCUAGAGGGCACAGGGUCUGUAGAACCUCCCUGUGCACAUCACCAUCACAGGCCAGUGAGUUGCUGGGCCCCACUCCUGGUUUCUGACUCAGUACAAAUCUACAUUUUUAACAAGUUCCAGGUGAUGCUGAUCCUGCUGGCUUGGGAACACCGGAAUGGGUUCCAAUUAACAUGAAACAUGUUAAGACGUGUAACUACCAGAGUUCAGCCAAGAAGCAUCUGGCACACCCAAAUGGCGUAAUUGAGGAGAGUCAAUCAUCUACAAAAUAGACAGGGAUACAGGCAAUCAGUAAGGGAUGGUGAGGCCUCUGCGGAGGAGUGGGGGAGCUCUAGUAAGGGGGGGUUACUGGAACCCCAUGAGAACUGCAGCUCCCUGUAGCUCUCAGUAGGGAAAUAGCCACUCACACUGUGCAGGGCAGAAGGGCCAGUUGACACAAUACCCCGACUUCUCUCUCCUCCGGCCCUUCAAACUCCAGCCAGGUGUCUCCUGUUGGUCAAACCCAACCAGAAGCAGGAAAAUUUGGGUUUCCUCAGAUGAAGCCUGGGAGGGCCCAGGGCUGCCAACGGAGAAUGGCCAGCUCAAAGGCAAUGACCUGAUCUGAAGGGGGCUCGGGCAAACUGCAGUAGAGCAGUGGAUUCAUUUGGGACUUUCUUAGAGAGAUGGGGUGAGGAAGGACAAAGGAAGUGGGAGAAAGAAGCCCUCUGUUCUACCCCAAGGUAAGGAACAAGGCCAAAGACAAUCUCCCACACCCGCUUUACAGGCUGCUGAGCUUGACCGACUUCUGCUGUGAUCAAGUUCCCGGGUCUUCUCAAAGUGGCAUCACCUUCACUAUCGGGCACUGUUGGGGGGGUCCCUAGAAGCCGUGCCCAGAGACGCACCAUGGUCCUAGAAGCUGAAAUUGCAUAAAGCAGUCCCAGUGCUGCAAGGGUUGCUUUCUGCUUCCAACACCCUGCCCACCUAGGCCAGCUUUUAAAUUAGCCAUUUGGGCCAGCACAGUACACAGAAUCAAGGAAUUCAGGAGUGGCCCGAGCUGCUCCCUAGGGUCAGAAUGCAUUCCAUAAGUAAAGUGUGAUGUAUUUUCUCCUAAGUCACUUGCCCACUCCCCAGCAAACUCAGGAAUAUGGCCAAGAACAUGCUCCCGAUUGUCAGUACAAGCAGUAUAGAAAAUAGUUACUGCCUGGACUACAAUCCUAGUGCCAUUAUUGCCCAGUUUAUGACCUUGGGCAAGUUACUUAACCUCUGUGCCUCACUCUCUCCUCUGUCAAUGGGAGUAAUAGCACUCCUUCAUAUGGUCAUUUAGGUCAUCCGUGUAAGCGCUUGGCCUGGUCCCUGGUGAUGUCACCUAGUGUUUCCCAGUGUCACAUGCUAUCAUUUGUUUAACACUAAGGACAAUGAUAAUCUUAUCCUUUGCAAGGGGAGGGGCAGAGGGACAGGCACACAUUAAAUCAGACAAUGUACCAUUUUAUUCCUUAUAAAAUAUAUUUCAUAUUGUUGCUGUAAAAACAUUACAUUUCACAUUUUUAAAAAAAUUUUUUUAACAGUAAAAAUAAUACUUGGAAGACAGCUGGGGAAAAGGCGCCAAUUAUUAAGACAAAUUCACAGAUGGGAUUUAUCUCCCUCUUCUCUAGUUUUUUUUUGUUUUUCUUUUUCCUUGCCCCUAGUAAAGUCAGAACCCGAGAGGACCAGAAAGUAACAGGACAGAUUUCUUCAAGAGCUUCCACAUCCAAAUCAAUAAUGUCCUCCAAGGAGUCAAG